GGCGGCCGCUCCGCUUUUCUGGGUGAUGUCGGCGAAGCGGCGGAGGAUUGCAGGCUCAGGCCGUGCGGGCGCGGCGCGGCCCGCGGCACCUGGAGAACUCCAUUGAGAAUUGGAGUGUGACAAGUUAACAGGAGAAGAGAAGUUGUUCCUUCCAUUCCAUGGAUCCCUUGGGUGCUCCUUCCCAGUUUGUGGAUAUUGACAGUCUGCCAGGCUGGAGUAAUGUCUGUGAGGCUACCCAGGUGGAUUCUUACCAAAAUCCUGUUGAAAAAGCUCAAGUCGAUGUUAGGUCACCUUUUCCAUACAGGAAAGAUCUCAAUGCAAAAAUCGUCUUAUGGAAAGGAGACGUAGCGUUACUGAACUGCACAGCCAUAGUGAAUACCAGUAAUGAGUCUCUCACCGAUAAGAAUCCAGUAUCUGAAAGUAUUUUCAUGCAUGCUGGGCCUGACCUGAAGGAUGAACUUCAGAAGCUCAAGGGAUGCAGGACAGGAGAGGCUAAACUCACCAAAGGAUUUAAUUUGGCUGCACGCUUCAUCAUUCACACAGUUGGACCCAAAUACAAGAGUCGUUAUCGUACAGCAGCUGAGAGUUCUCUGUACAGCUGCUACCGGAAUGUCCUGCAACUUGCAAAGGAACAGGCAAUGUGCUCUGUAGGAUUUUGUGUCAUUAACUCAUUGAAAAGAUGCUACCCCUUGGAGGAUGCAACCCACAUAGCACUGCGCACAGUUAGAAGGUUCCUGGAGGUUCACGGGGAGACUCUGGAGAAGGUUGUGUUUGCAGUCUCUGAGCUUGAAGAGGCCACUUACCAGAAGUUGAUGCCUCUGUAUUUUCCAAGAUCUUUGGAAGAAGAGAUACAAUCCUUGCCUUACCUCCCUGCAGAUAUUGGUAAUGCAGAAGGAGAGCCUGUAGUUCCAGAACGGCAGAUCAGGAUUACUGAAAAGCCAGGUGUUCCAGAUGAUGCUUCAGAUGAAGAGGGGCUGGAGGCAGAUUUGUCUUUCAUUGGUUCCCAUGCUUUUGCCCGCAUGGAGGGAGAUGUUGAUAAACAGAGACGCCUCAUCCUUCAAGGACAGCUGUCAGAGGCAGCACUGCAAAAACAGCACCAGAGGAAUUACAAUCGUUGGCUGUGUCAAGCAAGAGCUGAAGACCUCUCUGACAUUGCUUCCCUUAAAGCCUUGUACCAGACAGGUGUGGAUAACUGUGGCCGCACAGUGAUGGUAGUUGUUGGAAGAAAUAUCCCUGUAACGUUGAUAGACAUGGAAAAAGCUCUUCUGUAUUUCAUCCACGUCAUGGAUCAUAUUGCAGUUAAGGAAUAUGUCCUAGUGUAUUUCCAUACGCUCACAAAUGAUUACAAUCAACUAGAUUCUAAUUUCUUGAAGAAACUCUAUGAUAUUGUUGAUGCCAAGUACAAAAGGAAUUUGAAGGCAUUAUAUUUUGUCCACCCAACAUUUCGUUCAAAGGUCUCAACAUGGUUUUUCACUACCUUUACUGUCUCAGGGCUAAAGGACAAGAUCCACUAUGUGGAAAGCCUUCAGCAGUUAUUCACAGCCAUACCUCCAGAACAGAUUGAUCUCCCUCCUUUUGUUCUUGAGUAUGAUGCCAGGGAAAAUGGGCCUUACUAUUCCUCGUAUCCUCCAUCCCCUGACUUGUGAUCUGCAGUCCUGCAAUGCUGUUGGUUUCCCAUGGAUCCAAUGACCUGAUGUCUGCCAAAACCUGUGCAUUUGCCCACAGAAUUCAGAGAGAGGGUUUUCCUCCCCCAGCUCUGGUAUUUUUUUACUGAUGAGAUAUUUUCAAGCACUCAAGCAAUCAGAACACUUUAUGCCACUGUGAACUGUACAACUAUUUCAAAUAUAUUUAUCCAAUGGAAAAGUUGAUUUUUUUUUUUUUGGAUCAGUAUUUUAUUUUCUUCUUUUUUGAAGCUGUUACAUUUAUUCCUGAACAGAUUUUCUCUUUUCAGGGAGAUCCAUCAUCAAAAACAUUUGAUUGUGUUUGUAACUUAUAAUUUUCCACAUCCAUUUGUAAUACCUGUUUUUGACUGGUUUGUACAAAUAUUGUGCAGUACCAGCCUGACAUGUUGCUCAUUAUAUGGUUUCUAUGCUUUCAGGUCUGGUCACUUUCCCUUUUGGUUAGUGAUGAUUACUUUGGUUUUGAUGCAGCAAAAGUACCUGAAAUUGGGAAUACCGUGUUUGCAGGCUGAACAGAACACUGCAGCCAAGCAAAGAUUACUGCGGCACUUAAUACCAUAAAUGCUGACUGAGCUAGGAGCCUGAUGGAUCCCAGUCCAUCUUCAGUGAAUGAUGUGACAUGUCAGGAUGCCACUACCCUCCCAGCAAGAAUAAAGUUGAAAAGCAUUUACACUUCCUUUACUUCUAGAGUUCUUCAUGUCUGCUUUGAAAUGCCAGAUGUGUUUCUAUGAUAAAUGAGAAGCAUCUUUCUGAAUUGGUGAAGAGGCCAAAUGGUUUCUUAAAGAUAUCAGUGUUCCUUUUACUUCUUGAUAUGCUGUUUUAUGUAUUACACUGUAUGACAUCUGCUGAUUUUGACAGACACAGUAUACAAGAGUGCAGCAUCUGCUGAUUUUGACAGACACAGUAUACAAGAGUGCAGCAGUGAUAUUUAUGGAAUUGGAUGUUAAAAGUAUAUCAGCUGCCAACAGAACACUGAAAGAAUAGGGAGAAGGCUCCUUUAAAAAUAUCAUCAGAGAGGAUGGAAUCCACAGUAGGAAGAAUGUCACAAAAGUUCUGAGUAUGGAAUGUCGUCAUGAGAUCUUGUAACAUGGUUAGUCUGAAAACAUUUCUCUCCCAAAGCACUGUAUGUUGUUUGGAUAAAUAGGAAAAUAAUUCUCCCUUGAUUUUGAUAGUGUAAUUGUGUGUCACAACUUGUUUGCACUUCGAGGGUUUUGGCUUUCUUGUAUUAGGAGUACAGUGGAAGGUGGACUGUACUGAGUUUCCUUUCUCUCCUGCCUUGGCCUCCUUUUGGCUUGAUGUUAUGUUUAUGCUCCAUAUACCCUCAGCAUGUUGGUAUGUCACUUACAGAUGAAAACUUGGCUGGGAUUUAACAGUCAUGUACAUACAACUUAAUGGUGCUUUUCUAAGUGACCACCAGGAUCUUUAUGUGAUUCCAUUAUCAGGUCUAAGGUGCUGUGGAAGGCUGGAAACUGUAGCACAGUGGAAACCACCUUGCUGUUAAUACGUGGAUUACAAAUGCUUCUUUUGACACUUGUCUGUUUUUUGAGAGAGGAAAAUAGCAGCAGUCAAGCUGGAGCAGCUACCACAUGUCCCUAACCUCCUUUCACCUAGCUGUUUACAGCUGCCCUUGUCUCCUAACUGGUUUACAGCCAGCAGUGAAUUUUCCAUGCCUCUCUAACGAUUUGUAUAGCUUUCCACCCCCAUUAACCAUCUGCUGUUUUUCACACCCAUGGCAUUUUCACCAGGACAUUUGCGAAAUAGCUAGUGCCCACUUAAUAGGCACAUUAAAGGUGAUUCAAAGUGUAUUGCAAAAACAGAGCUCUCAGCUUCAUCAGUUGAGGCAGUCCCUAUGCCUUUAGUUCACAGAUGGCUCAGAGUCAUAAGACCUGAACACUUUUUCUUAGGACUCUGUCUGCACGUUUUUCAGACCCGAGCCCAGUCAUCUUAAGAAAUUAUUUGGCUCAACAUAGUGCAAAACUGUCUCUGGUGCACUUGUAAAGUGAAAAAGGAGAUCUUGGCACUGUGUAUCUUAUUGUGUAUAUUUUUCCCUUGAAGGAACUUUAAUUUUUUUAAUGCAAGUCUUACAUAUCUGAGUAGCAGGACAGACCAGCACUGUGCUGUGAAAAUCAUGCUUUUUUUCAGUGGAUCUGCAUUUGUGAUGAUUUACCACUUGUAUUUUUACUGGAGCCUAUUAGAACUAAUGUGUUAUGGGGGGGUGAAGGGGAAAGGGGAUCAAAUCACUGAGGAUCUCGGGUUAUUCAAUAUAAUUAAAAUAAUCCUAAUAUACAAACUGUAUCUUUUUAGGCUGAGAUAAACACUGGCAUACCAUAAUUAAGGGCGGAUACAAUGUGCUCAUUUUAGAGAGACCCAAGAGCACGCUCUGCACAUCUUAACUCUUAGUGUUUUAACAACCCUACCCACUGCAGAAUUAUAACUCCUAAUGAAAGCUUUAUGCCUUGCUUAGACUAUUUCAAACCAUCUGUAGGCUUACAGAGGGAGUCACCAUAGGGAAGCAUAUUACUAUAAUUAUGUGAGUAUUGUUUUUGCUGCUGUAACUCCCUGUGAUGUUGACAUUAGACUGACACAGUUACUGUCAGUGAAACUCACAUGCAGCGCUUAGGCACUUAUUUGUUAUUAGCUAUACCUCUUCUGAAAGCAUCACACAUUCCCUUACUUACACUGUUUUUAGAUGUCUUUGGGGCCAGUUUCUGGCAAGCUGAUGCCUUACUACAGUCAGGUGAUUCAAUCAAAGUCUUUCUGAUUACUUGCUGACAUUGGCCAAACUGAAUUUUAGAGCAAUUACCAAAGUGGUGAAAGGUAAAGCAUUUGGUAGCUGCUUCUGUUCUUCCUGUUGCUUUCUUCUUAUGCAGCUGCUGUCGGGAAUAGGAAGUGGCAAAGAGUUGAAGGCAAAGUCAGAAUGUCAGGUUUGUGCAGGAGAUUGAGGUGGCAUGUAUUUGUCAUGUAUGUUUGAAAUUGAGCUGCUCUUUUCCUUCAUUCUCCUGCUUUCUUAGAAUGAAAACAGCUUCUGAGUCUUUCUGGCAACUUUGCUUCCCUCAUAGUAGCCUAAAACCUUGUUGGUUUUUUUUGUCGUUAGUGCCUCUGUUGCCUUGUCUUUGUCUUGAAUUAGACCUCCUCUCUAGUCUAUUCCUGAGCACUUAUGUGGCUGCAGUGCUGCAAAGGAUUAGCAUCCAACUGCUGAGACCAGACGCUCCAUGUGAAAUUAAUUUAGAUGGCUCUGCUAUUCAGCAAGCUGAUAUCAGCCUUUCUCCUUUGUGAAAGUGAAAAACAAGAGUAAAUCUUGUUUCUCCCCUUUCUUUGGCCUCUCUAGGAUGAAUCCUAUUAAAUCUGUGACCAGGCAACAGAAGCAAUAGUCCCCAUUUGAAAAUUGUUUGCACCUCUAAGUAUAUUACAGACAUUCCUGAUUAUUUUGAUUCUGGUUAAAGGGAUCUUAGUGAAUUCUGUUACAAGUGCAGGCUUGGGAGAGGAAGGGACACUAUUCAGCUGCAUUUGGGGGAGUAGUGUAGGAAGCUAUCUGAAACAGCUCAAUAUGUGAUCCUCCAGGGCCAAGGAACUCAAACCUUAGUAUGUAGCAACUGUCCCAGUGAAUGUAUUUUUCAGUCUCCCAUGAGAAAAGGGAUUGGCCCCAAGUUAGAUAAAUGACUGUGUACCCAAACCGACAGCCUCUGCAUUAAGAUCAGAUGAGGGCAUGGAUGAGCUAAAGCAACCCUGAACUGCAGUGGAGCAAUGAGAAACAAGCAAACCUGCUGCAAAAAGCUAUGUUCUUUCUAAGCUGACAAAGAAAAAAAAAAAA
Molecule: messenger RNA, 5490 nt
Organism: Phasianus colchicus (ring-necked pheasant)
Lineage: Eukaryota; Metazoa; Chordata; Aves; Galliformes; Phasianidae
Gene: GDAP2
Product: ganglioside induced differentiation associated protein 2
Source: RefSeq, a predicted model, not a curated record